This is a messenger RNA of Funneliformis geosporum, 669 nucleotides long. The record is from the annotation of a GenBank genome assembly. NCBI's taxonomy places the organism in Eukaryota, Fungi, Glomeromycota, Glomeromycetes, Glomerales, Glomeraceae.
AUGAAUAGGAGUAACUCGUUAACUCCUGGUUCACCAUCGCCUGCUACUCUUCAUAAUUCUUCAUCUCUUCCCAAAUCAACCGAUCUUUCCACAAGUGUUUCUUCGCAACAAUCUUGGGAAUAUUUGCGAAAACAGGCUAGACAAUUAGAAAAUGAGCUUGAGCAAAAACUUACCAGUUAUUCUAAAAUUGCAGCACAAGUGGGGAGAAGUGUGGGAUAUGGUCUUGGAAGCAAAAGAAAUGAUGGCAUGGCGGGAAAUUCGAGCGAAGCUAUGGAAUUAGAAUUAGAAGAGUUAAUCAAGAAGGCAAAUAUACAGGCAGCAAAAAAUCAUUCAGAUUUAUUAAGUUCGGUUAGAGAAGAUAUCAGGCAAGCUUGGACUUCCUUUAAAUCAGGAGCAAGUAGUGAAACUGAUUAUUUCCUAAGCGAAAGAGGCAGAAUAGAAAGCUCUCAUAGAAUGACAGAUAUGGUUAUUGAACAAGCAUAUGAAACAAGAGAAGAGAUUGGAAGACAAAGAAGCUCAUUAUUAAAUAUUAAUAGUCGAGUGAGCCGUCUAAUAAAUACAUUUCCUGGAUUAAACAGUUUAAUAGGCAAAAUAAAUUCGCCUUUAGGUUUUCAUCAUAGAAUUGAAAAGAAGAAUGCUCAAAAUGCUCAAAAUGCCAGAGAAAAGUGA